AGUACCAAUAUACUCUUUUAAAGUUCACAAAAGAAGCUUCAAUUUUAGAAGCAAAAAUUGAUGAAAAUGGCUUCAAAUUCGGCCACUUCUCUGUUCUUGACACUAUUUCUUAUUAUACAGUGUUUAUCACUCCUUACUGCUGCUCAAGAUUUUGACUUUUUCUACUUUGUUCAACAGUGGCCAGGGUCUUACUGUGACACUAAACAAAGUUGUUGCUACCCCAAAACUGGAAAACCAGCAUCAGAUUUUGGAAUCCAUGGACUUUGGCCUAAUAACAAUGAUGGCUCUUACCCAUCAAACUGUGAUUCUAACAGUCCUUAUGAUCAAUCUCAGGUUUCUGACUUAAUCAGCAGAAUGCAACAAAAUUGGCCAACUCUAGCAUGCCCAAGUGGUACUGGCUCAGCAUUUUGGUCACAUGAAUGGGAAAAACAUGGCACUUGUUCUGAAUCUAUUUUUGACCAACAUGGCUAUUUCAAGAAAGCUCUUGAUCUCAAAAAUCAAAUUAAUCUUUUGGAAAUUCUUCAGGGUGCUGGAAUUAACCCUGAUGGCGGAUUUUAUAGCUUGAACAGCAUUAAAAAUGCGAUUAACAGCGCAAUUGGGUAUACUCCUGGAAUCGAAUGUAAUGUAGACGAGUCGGGUAAUAGCCAGUUAUACCAGGUUUAUAUUUGUGUCGAUGGCUCGGGUUCAAAUCUCAUCGAAUGCCCUGUUUUUCCUAGGGGAAAAUGUGGCUCCAGCAUUGAGUUCCCAACAUUUUAAGCCAGUUACCCAACAUUUUAAGGCAGUUAUUGUUCUUUGGCUAUUUCAUAUGCCUCAUUAUCUCUUUUUAUUGUACUAUCUCUUGUUUACUAAUGUAUACAUGUUCUAAUCAUUGUACAAGGCUAUGCCUUCUUUGGAGCAA
Nicotiana tabacum (common tobacco) is the source of this 898-nucleotide messenger RNA. Its product is annotated as extracellular ribonuclease LE-like. The record is from RefSeq and is a predicted model, not a curated record. Gene Ontology annotation, biological process: RNA catabolic process. Gene Ontology annotation, molecular function: RNA binding; ribonuclease T2 activity. Gene Ontology annotation, cellular component: extracellular region. NCBI's taxonomy places the organism in Eukaryota, Viridiplantae, Streptophyta, Magnoliopsida, Solanales, Solanaceae.